CAGCUUACCCGUCUCUCUCUUGUUCUCUGAACUCUCUGUCAGAAAUGGACCAGAUUCACCACAAGUACGUAACCGUACAAGGCCUGAAGCUCCAUGUCGCCGACAUCGAAACAGGUCAGCACUCCCGGAAAACCAUGCAAUCAAGUCCCAACGUGGUCGUGUUCCUGCAUGGUUUCCCGGAGAUAUGGUAUUCCUGGCGCCACCAGAUGAUCGCCGUAGCCGACGCCGGUUUCCGGGCCAUCGCUCCUGACUACCGCGGAUACGGACUAUCCGACCCGCCUCCCCAACCCGAGAAGACCUCCUCCCAUGACCUCAUCAAUGACCUUCUUGGAAUUCUUGAUGCUUUGCGUAUUCCUAAGGUUUUCCUCAUCGGAAAAGAUUUUGGAGCUAGACCGGUAUACUUGUUUGCCCUUCUGCACCCGGAAAAGGUGUUGGGAGUUGUAACAAUGGGAGUUCCAUACAGGCCACCAUCAACUCGUUCCCCAUAUGAUAAAGAGCUCCCUGAAGGUUUCUACAUCAAUAGAUGGCGGAAACCUGGCAGGGCUGAAGCUGAUUUUGGAUGCCUUGAUGCAAAAACAGUUGUUAGGAAUGUUUACAUCCUUUUCUCAAGAAGCGAACUACCAAUAGCUGCUGAGAACCAGGAGAUCAUGGACUUGGUGGACUCGUCUACACCUCUUCCCCCUUGGUUUACUGAGGAAGAUCUUGAAGCAUAUGGAAAGCUGUAUGAGAAAUCAGGUUUCCGAACUGCCUUGCAAAUGCCAUAUAGGGCAUCCACAGACGACUUGGGCACAACCGAAUCAAUCGUUAGAGUUCCAGUGCUGUUUUUAAUGGGAGAGAAGGAUUAUUUAUUGAAAUUUCCAGGGAUAGAUCAUUACAUAAACAGUGGAAAGUUAAAUGAGUUUGUCCCCGAUUUGGAGAUUGUAUCUCUGCCGGAAGGAACACAUUUUGUUCAAGAACAAUCACCUAAACAGGUUAAUGAGCUCAUCCUCACCUUCCUCAGAAAGCACAUUUGAUCGCUCAUGCUUGUAUUAUGAUGAUUACCAGAUAUGAAGUUUGUCCAAAGUUUGGGAGAGAGGUCAUGUGGUGUG
Messenger RNA from Rosa chinensis, 1088 nucleotides. RefSeq names its product epoxide hydrolase A. NCBI's taxonomy places the organism in Eukaryota, Viridiplantae, Streptophyta, Magnoliopsida, Rosales, Rosaceae. Gene Ontology annotation, molecular function: hydrolase activity. The transcript has 5 exons. The record is from RefSeq and is a predicted model, not a curated record. The coding region runs from base 45 to 1013 and encodes 322 amino acids.